CAGUGCGCGCCGGGCGGCGACAAACUAAUGGGAAUGCCGCAGUCGAUAUCCUACACCAAGACAAACUCCAUCUCGGUCUUCGUAAUCGUGAUCGUGGAAAUAAAACAGUUAUUCGUUAGUCUGGAUGAUUUCUAAUUCCUAAUUCGGGAUUCAUCAUUCAAAAAUCAAUCAGCUACUAGGAUUCCAACUGGAAGGUUUCUCCAGGAUCCUGUUCAAUAAACAAAGUUGUCCCUCCCUCAACAAGUUGAUAAAUGACCCAGUUUGUUGUUUGAGACUCGAAUAAAGUGAACAAAGUGAAUGAACGUCAUCUAGCUGAUCAAAACAAACUGAUCCUUUGACGAGUGCUGGAAGGUCCAGGUUCAGGUUACAGCAAGGUUUAAUCCAAGUCGAAGAUGGCGUGGGGCUACUGGAGUGCGACUUCGGUGAACGAUCGAGGGCGUUCUCCACGCCGAGAAAAGGACAAGCAGCAGCAGUCCCAGUAUCAGACCGCGAGUGAAGUUGGCGCUCAAGUUCAGCAGCUCCAGCAACAGCAGCAGCAAAGACAAAUUGAUGAACAGAACCUGGAGCUUGAUGAAGACCAGAUUCCAGGUGGGUUCUAUCCGUACUCGCUGGCUGCUGCUGCGGCUGCUGUAGCUGCUGGGAAAAGAACUCCAGCUGCUGAUGGAUCCUCCGGGUUGCUUCAAGCCCUGGCCAAGGAUCCGGUUGUCCUGCCUGGGACUUCUAGUUAUGGACCUCCGUCUCCUGGAAGCGAUUCUGCGGAAUACGAACAGCCGACUAUUGCUUUGCAAGCCUACGUUCAGCAGCAUGACACGCGGGAGCACUCGCCCACUGAAAUUCAUUCGGUGGCUGGAACUUUGGAUAGGAGGCUCAGGAGCAUCAGGAUUGAUAGCGCUGGGAACAGUCUUGUGGGGAAUUCGGGGCACGAUGGGGUCAAUGAUGAUGCUACUGAUGUCGAGUUUGAAGAUGAGAUUAUUGUUCCUGAGGUUAUUUACGAGACCACUCCCAGCAGGGCUAGUUUUACUGGGAGCUUGGGCAGCUGUCUUAUUCAUGGUCCGAGGAUGCCGCCCGAUCCUGGCACUUCCUCCUCGAUGUCUUCUAUUAAUUAUGAUCAGUAUGCUGGACAGAGGCCUAAUUAUGCAUCCGAAGUUUGGCUUGAUCAUAUUACUUGGGUGUUUCCGAAUGUACCGCCAGCACCUGGGAUGCCAUGUCAGGGAGAAGAUCGAAGCAUAUACAGACGGGGAGCGCGGAGGUGGAGGAAACUGUACCGAGUUAAUGGGCACAUUUUCCAAGCAAAACGUUUUAACAGACGAGCGUUCUGCGCCUUUUGUCAAGACCGGAUCUGGGGUUUGGGCCGCCAAGGGUUCAAGUGCAUCCAAUGUAAGCUUCUGGUCCACAAAAAAUGCCACAAAGUCGUGAGAAAACCCUGCUUGAGUAUCCAACAACAAUCGCAGUCACACGAUUCACAAUUGAACGAUCGGAAUGGCGACCAAGUGCCGCUCGAUUCGUCACCGCAAUCCAGUCCGAAGGCUCAUUUGGAUGACGAAACCGCGGAAUCCAGUGUUAUCGAGGAUUCACGUCCACGCACGAACGAUGAAGGCGAAGAAUUGGCACUGGACGUUGUUGCAAACGCGGACGGAACAAACGAUCUGCAGCGGCAAUAUUCUCUUGCAGACUUCGAGCUGAUCCGUGUAAUUGGUCGCGGAUCUUACGCAAAAGUCCUUAUGGUUGAGCUGAAGCGUACGAAGCGGAUCUACGCAAUGAAAGUGAUAAAGAAGGCGUUGGUAACCGACGACGAGGACAUAGAUUGGGUGCAAACAGAAAAGCACGUGUUUGAAACAGCCUCUAACCACCCGUUCUUGGUGGGACUGCACUCCUGCUUCCAGACGCCGUCCCGGCUGUUUUUCGUAAUCGAGUUCGUCCGAGGAGGCGACCUGAUGUUCCACAUGCAACGACAACGGCGUCUUCCUGAAGAGCAUGCAAGGUUCUACGCUGCCGAAAUAAGUCUCGCCUUAAAUUUUUUACACAAAAAAGGAAUUAUUUACCGCGACUUGAAGCUGGACAACGUUCUGCUGGACCACGAGGGACAUGUCAAGCUUACCGACUACGGAAUGUGCAAAGAGGGAGUUAGAGAUGGCGAUACUACUGCCACUUUCUGCGGAACGCCUAAUUAUAUUGCUCCAGAGAUCCUCAGAGGGGAUGAGUAUGGAUUCUCCGUUGAUUGGUGGGCGCUUGGAGUUCUGCUCUAUGAAAUGUUGGCCGGAAGAAGUCCCUUUGACAUUGCCGGAGCCUCGGAAAAUCCCGAUCAGAACACCGAGGACUAUCUGUUCCAGGUGAUUCUGCAGAAGACGAUAAGAAUUCCGAGGUCUCUUUCUGUUAAAGCUGCCUCGGUGCUCAAGGGGUUCCUGUGCAAGGAGCCUAACGAGAGACUUGGAUGUGGAAGGGGUCCUUCUGCGUUUUUAGAUAUUGUGGGGCAUCCCUUCUUCAAGGCUAUUGAUUGGGAAAUGCUUGAGCAAAAACAAGUAACUCCACCGUAUAAACCGCGACUGGACUCGGACCGGGAUUUGGCUAAUUUCCCACCAGAGUUCACGGAUGAGCCUGUUCAUCUUACACCCGAUGACCAGCGAGUAAUUGAAGAAAUAGAUCAAUCAGAAUUCGAAGGGUUCGAGUACGUAAACCCACUGUUGAUGUCUCUGGAAGACUGCGUGUGACACGAGCGGCUAGAUGAAGAAAUCUAUCGUGAGGAUUAUCACCAAGAAGAGUAUCACUGUCAUUAUCAUUAUCACCGUGACUAUGAGCCUCACCACAACCACGAUUACAAUUACGAUUACAACUACCAGCAUCAACAGCUGCACUAUAUCCAAGAACUCCGGAGCAAAUUACUCCAGCAGUCUUCUUCUGGUCAUUCUGUUAAUUACGGCACUACUGAUA
Cotesia glomerata is the source of this 2928-nucleotide messenger RNA. It is a transcript of the gene aPKC, whose product is annotated as atypical protein kinase C. The transcript has 7 exons. The record is from RefSeq and is a predicted model, not a curated record. Gene Ontology annotation, biological process: establishment or maintenance of cell polarity; protein phosphorylation. The coding region runs from base 393 to 2708 and encodes 771 amino acids. Lineage: Eukaryota; Metazoa; Arthropoda; Insecta; Hymenoptera; Braconidae. Gene Ontology annotation, molecular function: ATP binding; protein binding; protein serine/threonine kinase activity.